This is a messenger RNA of Phytophthora nicotianae INRA-310, 216 nucleotides long. RefSeq lists its product as hypothetical. The coding region runs from base 1 to 216 and encodes 71 amino acids. The record is from RefSeq and is a predicted model, not a curated record. Lineage: Eukaryota; Oomycota; Peronosporomycetes; Peronosporales; Peronosporaceae. The transcript has a single exon.
AUGCGGAGCCAUCACGUUGGAACACAGAACCGUUCUCUGGAAGAGGCUGCUGCGGACGCACAGAUUCUGGGCCGUCUUGCCCAGCGCUUGGACGAAUUGGAACCCAAAAAUGUGGACCUGUACGACAGACUAGAUGAGCAAGGGGAGGAGAUCGUGCACCGCCGCAGGGGGAUCGUUGGGGCACUGACGCAUAAAAUUGGUGUUGCCGGGGAUUAA